Molecule: messenger RNA, 2199 nt
Organism: Colletotrichum scovillei
Lineage: Eukaryota; Fungi; Ascomycota; Sordariomycetes; Glomerellales; Glomerellaceae
Product: dolichyl-phosphate-mannose-protein mannosyltransferase
Exons: 5
Coding region: 1-2199 (732 amino acids)
Biological process (GO): protein O-linked glycosylation via mannose
Cellular component (GO): endoplasmic reticulum; membrane
Molecular function (GO): dolichyl-phosphate-mannose-protein mannosyltransferase activity
Source: RefSeq, a predicted model, not a curated record
AUGGCUACCGAAAAGCCCAUUGUCGCGUCCGGCGCGGACGUGGGCGAUGGCGUCAGACGACGAGCCGUCCCCCAGGGCCAGUCCGUCCCCAUAACGGCUGCCCCUGAAAUCGACGACAAGAAGAAGCUUGUCAAGAAGCAGAGCUCCUUCCUCGAUCAAUGGGAGCCGAUUAUCGCCCCCAUCAUCUUCACGGCCGUCGCCAUCUUCACCCGACUCUGGAGGAUUGGCAUCAGCGACAUCGUUACCUGGGACGAGGCCCACUUUGGAAAGUUCGGAUCUCACUACAUCAAGCAUGAAUACUACUUCGACGUUCACCCGCCCUUGGGCAAGAUGCUCGUUGGCCUCUCCGGUGUUCUCGCUGGCUACAACGGAUCUUUCGAAUUCAAGUCUGGAGAAAAAUACCCCGAGGAUGUCGACUACACCUUCAUGACUUUCAACGCCCUCUUCGGUAUUCUCUGCAUCCCCAUGGCCUACUACACUGCCCGCGAGCUGAACCUCAGACGUCCCGCUGUCUGGCUUGUCACUCUCAUGGUUCUCUGCGAGAACUCGUACACCACCAUCAGCCGCUUCAUUCUCCUCGACUCGAUGCUGCUUUUCGGUACUGUCGCCACUGUUCUCUGCUGGGCCAAGUUCCACAACCAGCGCAACGAUGCUUUCGAGCCCGAGUGGUUCUUCUGGCUGUUCAUGACUGGCCUCAGCAUUGGCUGCGUGUGCAGUGUCAAGCUCGUCGGUCUCUUCGUCACCUCCCUCGUCGGCCUGUACACCAUUGAGGAUCUCUGGACCAAGUUCGGCAACACCAAGAUGCCCGUCACCACACUGGGCGCCCACGUUGUCACCCGCGUCGUUGGUCUCAUCAUCGUCCCGUUCCUGGUCUACAUGCUCUCUUUCGCCCUCCACUUUGCCAUUCUGGACCACACUGGUCCCGGUGAUGCGCAAAUGAGCUCUUUGUUCCAGGCAAACUUGAAGGGCACCGAGGUCGGCAAGAACAGCCCCUUGGAAAUCGCCUACGGAUCGCGCGCGACCAUCAAGAACAUGGGAUACGGUGGUGGCCUGUUGCACUCCCACGUCCAGACCUACCCCGAGGGCUCUGGUCAGCAGCAGGUCACCUGCUACCACCACAAGGACGCCAACAACGACUGGUUCUUCUACCCUAACCGUGCAGACGCGGACUACGACGCCGAAGCCCCUCCCCGAUUCAUUGGCGACGGCGAGACGAUCCGUCUCAUCCACGCCCAGACCGGCCGCAACCUUCACUCCCACGAGAUCGCUGCUCCUAUGACCAAGUCCGAUAAGGAAGUUUCCAGCUACGGCAACUUGACUAUUGGUGACGACAAGGACCACUGGACUGUCGAGGUCGUUCGUGAUGUCGCCUCCCGUGAUCGCAGCAGAAUCCGCACUCUGACGACGGCAUUCCGCUUGAGACACCCGGUCCUUGGCUGCUACCUACGCGCUGGCAACUGGGGUUUCAAGCAGAUUGAGGUGACCUGCACCAAGACCAACAACCCCAGAGACUCGUACACCCACUGGAACGUCGAGGCCCACUGGAACGAGAAGCUUCCCCCUGGUGACCCUGGUUCUUACAAGUCCCCCUUCCUCCACGACUUCAUCCACCUCAACGUUGCCAUGAUGACCUCCAACAACGCCCUUGUGCCCGACCCCGAUAAACAAGACGACCUGGCCUCGCAAUGGUGGCAGUGGCCCAUUCUCAAUGUCGGUCUGCGCAUGUGUGGUUGGGAUGACAACAUUGUCAAGUACUUCCUCCUCGGCAACCCUCUGGUCUACUGGGGCUCUACCGCCGGCCUGGGUAUCUUCGGGCUCGUCGUCGUCUGGUACUUGAUCCGCUGGCAACGCGGCUACAACGACCUGAACUCCAAGGAGAUUGACCAGAUCCACUACGCCGGACUGUACCCCGUAGCUGGCUGGUUCCUUCACUACCUCCCCUUCGUCGUCAUGGCCCGUGUCACCUACGUUCACCACUACUACCCUGCGCUGUACUUCGCCAUCCUUACUUUUGGCUUCUUGGCCGAUUGGUUCCUCCGCAACAAGAACCAGGUCUUCCAGUACGGAGUCUACGGCGUCCUUUACGCGACCAUCAUUGGUCUCUACAUUCUGUUCAGCCCCAUUUGCUUCGGCAUGACGGGCAACAACAAGCAGUAUAGCUACUUGAAGUGGUUCGACAGCUGGAGAAUCUCUGACUAA